AUGCCUACUCCAGAAGAACAGCAGAAUCUUGCCGUAGUCACCGAAUACUUUGCAGAGUAUUGGGGCAAGGGCAACGGUGAUAUUGUCGAUACGCUAUGCGCAGAUGGCUUCGUCAUCAACUAUCCCAUGCAUGGCCCCCGCUACGGCAGGGAAGAUGCGAAAAAGAUGAUUCGAGAAUUCAAAGAGGCGUUUCCAGAUAUAUCGUUUCAUGCGUAUCAGCACCCUCUCAUUGCCAGCGGCCCCUACGUCGUGGGACGAUGGAUUGGUGGUGGCAAGCACACUGGCGUUGCAUUUAGCGACUUGGCUGUCUCCCUGGACCGUCCAAACACAGGAAAGGAAAUCCAUUUCUCGGGUACUACCAUCUUUACUCUGAAAGACGGCAAGAUUGUGGACGAGACGGGAGAGGAGGGUGCUUUGACUGCGCUGCAGCAGCUAGGUCUCGUAACUGGGCCGAAUGCCGGAAAAGAAAUCAAGUAUCUACAUGAGUGA
Messenger RNA from Beauveria bassiana ARSEF 2860, 489 nucleotides. RefSeq lists its product as uncharacterized. Gene Ontology annotation, biological process: polyketide metabolic process. NCBI's taxonomy places the organism in Eukaryota, Fungi, Ascomycota, Sordariomycetes, Hypocreales, Cordycipitaceae. The coding region runs from base 1 to 489 and encodes 162 amino acids. The record is from RefSeq and is a predicted model, not a curated record. The transcript has 2 exons.